Molecule: messenger RNA, 213 nt
Organism: Schistosoma spindalis
Lineage: Eukaryota; Metazoa; Platyhelminthes; Trematoda; Strigeidida; Schistosomatidae
Source: the annotation of a GenBank genome assembly
AUGCAAAAAUCUUGUCUCACUCAUAAAACAGACACGAUUACUGUUUGGUCUAAAAUUGAUCAUGAACUUAUUCCAAGUAUUAAAGCAUUGAAGGUUAGUUUAAAGCAACCUUGUGGUGUGCUCGAAACUGAUGAGGUGAUUUUAUUUGAAAGAACAACAUUUUUAGAGGUCGCUUGCCAAUCUGUCUUUCCACAUUCUGAUCUACAUAGAUAG